CAUGACGACAACCCAUCGACGUAAGUGGGUACUAAUCGCGCGGUGAAAUCGUGGGGGAAACUUUCCGAAAAACGAAAUCUGCAAUCAUUCCCGUAGUCAGAAGUAAGUCAAGAGGGUUGUUCGUCGUUCGAUCGUAUUGUGUCGUACGCACGUUCAGAGAGUUAACACUUAUCCGUACACUCUUAGGUUCAUACAGUAAAACGUUUUCGAGAGCCUCCCCAGCAGCCGUGUGCACACAAAGUUUAAUUAUUUAUUCGCUCGAAACAAAUUUGAAAUGGUAAUAGAAUGUAGUAAAAAAGAACGAGAAAAACUUUUCAGUCAGUCCAAUGGUGCGCUUUUACCGGGAUACACUGGUCAUUGUCCAACAUUAAAAUUUCGUUUUGGAAAAAGAUAUGGAGCCAAUACUCUGGAAAUUAUCCAGGAAUUACGAGAAAAAGGAAUGAUAAAACAAUGCGAUUUAAAAAAUGUAUAUUUAAGAGAUAGUCCAUUAGACAAACUACAACCUAAGCCUAGUGUAAAUGAUUUUAAAAUCAAUACUGACAAACAACAAGAAACAGUUAAUAAUUAUCAAAGAUAUAUUUUAGGCUAUACUGGAUAUAUACCAGGGAUGCAUUUCCGGUAUGGCAAAACAUUUUGUACUCUAGCGCAAGAAUGCGAAGAAAAUAUGCUCGUAAAAUUAUCAUCAGAGCAAAGUCGAAAAACUAUUGACAAGCCUGUUCGCUUUUUACCCCCGAAAAUGGUACCAGAUAAAGCUAAUAUGCGUUUACAACAUACAUUAAAUAAAUAUAAAAGAAGCAAAGAUUUUAAAGAUCACAAAGUGUCUUCAGAAUUGCCACCUAUAGCUGGUUAUACAGGUCAUAUUCCAAGACUCAAAGUAUCUAAUAUUGCAGUGAGUCUACCUUUUCAUCAUUCCGCAAAACUUGGACUAUCGAAGAUUGAAAAUGCUGUUAAAGAAUGCACUAGAUAAUUUUUAGAUAAAUUAUUAUUUAAUUAUUAAUUUCAAUUCUAUUUACUUUUAGUAAAUAAAUUAU
Molecule: messenger RNA, 1031 nt
Organism: Sipha flava (yellow sugarcane aphid)
Lineage: Eukaryota; Metazoa; Arthropoda; Insecta; Hemiptera; Aphididae
Product: protein FAM166B-like
Exons: 6
Coding region: 275-967 (230 amino acids)
Source: RefSeq, a predicted model, not a curated record